AUGAGAAACAGAUUGUUCGACCGUCUCCAGCAAGUCUGUUUUCCAGAUGCCGUGGACUUCGCAUUUGUGUCAAAUGAAAAGCCAGAUUCCAGCCUCUUGGAUAAGGCCCGCGGCGCUUAUACCUCAAGACUGAAAAGAUGCUCUUCCGCUUGGCCUGCUGGAUCGUUAGAUGCAUCAUCUCCUCAUCCCGUAUUGAUCACUCAACGGCAUCAUGAUGAGUUGGACGAAUUGCAUCGGGCCUUGAAUCUGGCAAUUGAAGAUAUCAUCGAGCGAUGGUGGACGGAUGAGCAAGCCCAGCUUCCCCAGCGGAUGCCCUUGGAACCUGGAGAGGAAGAUUUAUUGCGCAUCCUCGGUGGAUUAUUCAAACUAUUCGACAACAAGCUCCCCUUGCACCUGGUCAAAGGCGAGGAACGCGGAAUUGAUAUCUUCAUGUUUAUCGAACUCGCCAAGAAACGACUUGGCAUUGAACCACGACUCAUAAGCCCGGAAGCACUCCGAAUCAUCCCAGAUCCUUCUAAGGAUGCUGGAUUUAAAUUGUGUUGCCUCGCCCAAGCAGGUGCCGUUGACACUAUUACUGCCGAAUCCGGUGAACUUGUGGAAGAGGUCCAUCAAAUUGGCCUCGAACUUCACCAACGGGAAAUAAACGCCCUUGAUCCGGAGAUUAAACGCCAGAUCAGUGUUCGGUGUUUUAACGAUAUGCGGACAAUUCUGCUUGCCCACGACAAGAGAAUGCUUGGCCUUGUACGAGAAGAACUGGAGACUCUGGUCUCUAGAAGCAUCAUCACCAGCAGACAAGCUGAAUGCCUUGAUCGGGGCAUAACGCCUACCAUCCUGCCGGGCUCCGCGGCCCUUGAUCAGUUCAUUACUGCUUGUAUAGCGUCAGAAAUCCUCCGGAAAGACUACAUCCUGAAGCCAAUUAGAGGGGGAAAGGGGGCCGGUAUUCUUUUUGGCGAUGAAGUCCCCUAUUCCACCUGGCUGGCACUACUGGAGCAGAUGCGGUGUCCGAAAUUGGCAGCAGGGAAGACUCUAUUCGUUGUGCAGCGCAAGAUAGAUCAACCCAAAUAUGACGUGCUGUUGUCUGAAGGUAAUUCCCAGCGCUGCCAUAUGGUCGGGACUUAUCAUGCAAUCAAUGGAGAAUACCUUGGACUAGGGACUUGGCGAUGCAGUCCCGGGAGACUCUGUGCUGUGUCUGAUGGUGCUACAUGGAUUUGUUCAGUCAAGCAGAGUACGCAGUAA
This is a messenger RNA of Penicillium olsonii, 1236 nucleotides long. The record is from the annotation of a GenBank genome assembly. NCBI's taxonomy places the organism in Eukaryota, Fungi, Ascomycota, Eurotiomycetes, Eurotiales, Aspergillaceae.